Molecule: messenger RNA, 906 nt
Organism: Strongylocentrotus purpuratus (purple sea urchin)
Lineage: Eukaryota; Metazoa; Echinodermata; Echinoidea; Camarodonta; Strongylocentrotidae
Product: formin-2-like
Exons: 4
Coding region: 1-906 (301 amino acids)
Source: RefSeq, a predicted model, not a curated record
AUGGCAGGUCGAAUCAUUCUCAGCGGACUCUUGGUCAUCCUGGUCCUUGCUGCUGUUUGUGCCGCACAGGCUCCAAACGGCAAUCGGCCACAGAGACCAAGACCAAGACCAAGACCAGGAAACGGUACAGACCAACCUCGACCGCGACCAGGUAAUGGCACCGGCCCACCUCCACCAAGACCUGGUAAUGGCACCGGUAACCACUCACUCCCAAGUAACGGCACCGGCCCUCCUCCACCAAGACCCGGUAAUGGCACCGGUAACCACUCACUCCCAAGUAACGGCACCGGCCCACCUCCACCAAGACCCGGUAAUGGAACCGGUAACCACUCACGUGCUGGCCGAAUUGUUAAGCGCGGUAACAGACCCGGUAACCACUCACACCCAAGCAACGGCACCGGCCCUCCUCCAUCAAGACCCGGUAAUGGCACCGGUAACCACUCACUCCCAAGUAACGGCACCGGCCCACCUCCACCAAGACCCGGUAAUGGAACCGGUAACCACUCACUCCCAAGCAACGGCACCGGCCCACCUCCACCAAGACCUGGUAAUGGAACCGGUAACCACUCACUCCCAAGCAACGGCACCGGCCCACCUCCACCAAGAUCCGGUAAUGGAACCGGUAACCACUCACUCCCAACCAACGGCACCGGCCCACCUCCACCAAGACCUGGAAAUGGCACUGGCAACCACUCACGUGCCGGCCGAAUCGUUAAGCGCGGGCUGUUUUCCUCUAACUUUUCAACCCCACCCCCAGGAGAUUCAUGUGAGGGUGCAUGCGGUGGCAUGAACCCCACUGGAGCCUGCUUCUGUGAUGCUGCUUGCAUGAGCUUUGGUGAUUGCUGCCGGGAUUACCAGGACGUGUGUCAGAGCGGGCCUUCUCCUCCGAACCCAAACCAAAUAUAG